AUGGUGCAUGGGAACAACACCUCAGGUUUCAUUCUUAUAGGACUCUUUGACCAUACCAGAGCCCACCAAAUGCUCUUUGGGUUAAUCCUAGCAGUGAUGAUCUUCUCUGUUCUCAACAACACCCUCAUGGUUCUCCUGAUCCAUCAGGACACCCGGCUGCACACGCCCAUGUACUUCCUGCUCAACCAACUCUCCCUCAUGGACCUCAUGCUGGUCUUCACCAUUGUGCCCAAGAUGGCAGAUGGCUACUUGACUGGAGAGAAGUCUAUCUCCCUAGUGGGCUGUGGGUUGCAGAUCUUCUUCUUUCAGACCGCUGGAGGGGCAGAGUGCUUCCUCUUGGCAGCCAUGUCCUAUGACCGCUACGUGGCUGUGUGCCACCCACUUCGGUAUGCCACUCUCAUGAACUGGCACAUGUGUCUAAAAAUGGCUUUGGGGUCCUGGUUCCUGGGGGCAUCUGAUGCCCUCAUGCAGGCUGCUGUUACCCUCAGCUUCCCGUUCUGUGUUAACCAUGAGGUGGACCAUUUCUUCUGUGAGGCCCCCACACUGGUGCGUUUGGCCUGCAGUGACACCUCUGCCUUUGAGUAUGUCAUGUACAUCUGCUGUGUGCUGAUGCUCCUCAUUCCCUUGUCCCUCAUUCUGACCUCUUACAGCCUCAUCCUUGCUACUAUUCUGCAAAUGCACUCCAUAGAGGCCCGCAAGAAGGCCUUUGCCACCUGCUCCUCCCAUGUGGGGGUGGUGGGUCUUUACUAUGGACCUGGCAUCUUUAUUUAUAUGAGACCCAAAUCUUACAGGUCAGCCAAAUAUGACAAAGUCAUGUCUGCUUUCUACACCAUCUUCACCCCCCUGCUGAACCCCAUGAUCUACUCUCUGAGGAACAAAGAGGUCAAGGGCGCCCUGAGGAAGUGUGAGAGACAGGGACAUCUGCUUUCCAAGGAGCAUCUGCGGCCUCAUAGAGAGGUUGUAGUGGAGUUGGAGACCGGAGACAGAGAUGCCCAGAGAGUGAGGGUGCACAGGCUGUGUAAGGAGGAGACCUGGCUCUAUGAUUUGAGUGGAAAUCCUUGCAGUGUUGAUGCAGAGUAUGAUUUUGUGGUCAUACUUGUGGUGGCUGCGACAUCAGAGGACGACUUCUGCUCUCCUGUUUAA
Cavia porcellus (domestic guinea pig) is the source of this 1143-nucleotide messenger RNA. RefSeq names its product olfactory receptor 2T8. Gene Ontology annotation, cellular component: plasma membrane. The transcript has 3 exons. The coding region runs from base 1 to 1143 and encodes 380 amino acids. Gene Ontology annotation, molecular function: olfactory receptor activity; G protein-coupled receptor activity. Gene Ontology annotation, biological process: G protein-coupled receptor signaling pathway; detection of chemical stimulus involved in sensory perception of smell. Lineage: Eukaryota; Metazoa; Chordata; Mammalia; Rodentia; Caviidae. The record is from RefSeq and is a predicted model, not a curated record.